CUUAAUACUAUGCAUGUAUGUCCACUGUGCAGGCACACAUGCAAAGAAGCUGUACGCUAAAAUUAAGAUGAUUAUUAGAUAUCAAAUUCUCCUGCUUGUGUGACAUCAAAGCUGUUAAAGUUGCCGUGCAGAGAUAAGGAUUAAACAGCAUAUGACUCAACGCUGGCAUGGAAGACUUUUCAAGAUAUUGGGGAAUUGACAGGACCUUGUUUCUUGUAUGUUGCAUCGUCUGUAUAUUUUUACAAGCAGAAGGGAACAGCACUUCCAGGAUGGUCGGGAGCACAGUGACCCUGCACUGUAGCAAUAACACAAUCGGCGACCUCCUUCAACUGACAUGGAAAAGAAAUGGGACUCUUCUGUUUAGUUUCAGGCCACAGAAAGCCUCAAACAGCGGCUCUGUCACCUUAAGCAGUAAUCAGAAAACCUCAGGCAGCAGAAUAAUAAGGUCUCCUGCAGCUGCCACCCUGAAUCUAAACAUGUCCACCUUAGAAAGCCAAUUGUACCCACUAAUCAUAGAGAGCGCCCAGAAAAGUCACACAGGAAACUACAAUUGUGAAAUGACCACAGACUCAGGACUCUUCGAACAGAAAUGGGAGCUUGUGAUUACAGGGAACAGCACUUCCAGGAUGGUCGGGAGCACAGCGACCCUGCACUGUAGCAAUAACACAAUCGGCGACCUCCUUCAACUGACAUGGAGAAGGGAUGGGACUCAACUGUUUAGUUUCAAGCCACAGAAAGCCUCAAACAGCAGGUCUGUCACCUUAAGCAGUAAUCAGAAAACCUCAGACAGCAGAAUAAUAAGGUAUCCUGCAGCUGCCACCCUGAAUCUGACCAUGUCCACCUUAGAAAGCCAAUUGUACCCACUAAUCAUAGAAAGCGCCCAGAAAAAUCACACAGGAAACUACACUUGUGAAAUGACCACAGACUCGGGAUUCUUCGAACAGAAAUGGGAGCUUGUGAUUACAGAGAACGCUGAAGCUGAAAGUCCAUUUAAAAUCAGCAAAGUUACAACAAUUGCAAUUAUUGUACCUUCGCUAUGUUUCCUGAUCUUUAUAUUAACUGCUGUGAUCAUUCUCAGAGGAGUCUGCAAACGACGUUCACAAAGUAUCACCCAUCCUCCUAGAAGGUUGGUAAGUGCGCGGGAGCCGAGACAACCCACUUAUGAAAACCUGGAUUUUGAAGGUCGCCAGCAAUGUGGACAAAUUCAGGUUCACCCUUAUAAAUACAGGGCGGAAUGCCUAGUAAAAUAAGGCAUACCUCUUUUAAAUGAUCAUCCACUUUAAGCAGCUUUCUCCCUGAAUAUAUUGUAAUGAAGAGCACAAUCUGUACUUGAAGAUGCAUUAUUUUUUUUUCUCUGGGUAACUGAACACCAGUCAGAAUGUGACCUCAUCGAUUUGUAAUCAUAAGUUGACAGUUGACAGUACGUACCUGUCAGUUUGUACAGGAUGUGUAAAUCCUAAGCAAAAUAGCUUUUUUGGAGCUCCUAAAUGCACUGUUAUUCACUCACUGGCUAAUGUUGUUUUAAAUGAAUUCAGUUUUAUUUAUACAAGUCCAAAUCACACCCACAUGUCAUCUUAGGCUGCUUGUCUAGUAAGCUCAAGACUUUACAGUUUUACAGAGAGAACAAGUGCCCAUUCAUUAUGCUCUCAGUGCUGCAGUUUAUCUCUAAUGCGAAAGUAAAACUUUAAACUUGACGCAUUUGAACAUGAUAGGGUAGUUAGUGCACUCAUCUCUGAUGCUGUCUCAUGGUUUAAUGUAGGAGAUGCAGAGAGAACCAGAUCAAAGAUGAAUUUAUUUAAUUAAUUGAAGAUUUUCGGUGAUAAAUAAGACUACACAAACCCUGAUCACUGUUUUUGUAGUCUUAUUUAUCACCAUCUGUGUAUGCUUUGAUUUCAUAAAUCAGACUUGAAGGCAAAUAUGUUACAAGUAUAUUUAUUGUUUUCUCAUCACCGGGUAAAUGCACAUAAAUUCCCAUGACAAUGCAAAAAACAUAGUUUAUGCUGGUGUAAACUCAUAAACGAUCUACCUUCUGUGAUUUUAGUGCGAUACGUCUCAACAGGUUACAUAUAUAAAAAAUAUUCUUUCAUCAGAGAUUGUAUAUCACUGUUAAAGCACACUGUAGCAACAACCCCAAAAAGUUGGGACACUGUGUAAAAUAAAAACAGUAUUCAAUUAUUUUGCCUGUAUCUGUGAUGGUAAAGUGUUGCAUUAAUUAGUGCUUAUGGAACUGGCAGCUUGCAUCUUUAAAGACGCCUUCAAUGCUAGCCAGGUUAAAGGAAAUUCAACUUUAUGACACUGCAGACUCUGACUUUAAGCUUUACACAGCUCACUAACGCAUUAAUGGCACUUUGUACUGCACUCAUUUUGACUGCAUUCUGAAGAGGAGAAACAGAGAGUCAAUAAGAUGGUACUAAGGUCACAUUUAAAGACUCUGCAUGACUCAGUGGAACAUAUCUCACAUACUUCCCUUGUCUGUGGUCACUGGUGUGAAGUGGCGUAGAUGCUUAAAAAAACAAAACAACCACAACUCACAACAGUGUUCUUUUUUUUAGGUCAAGAAACUGUUUAAUUCCAGGCACAGAUGUAGGGGGUAAUUUCCUGUGAAAUUAUUUUUCCAAUCGUUUAAGAAAUGCAACAAUAAAAUCUAAAAGUGCAAAUAGCGCACUGCUAAUGCAAGUAGCUUACUCAGUUCAUCAGCUGGCAAAGUGAAUGAAGAGAAAACUUAAAAUUCAUGAUGAGGGCAUUUUAAAAGAGAAGUGCAGUGCUUAAAAAAUGCUUCAAAAGACACUAACAGUACACAUGAGCCAAGUUUAAACUCAGCAAAGUCCUACUGGGUAGAGCUGCCCACACUGGCAGUCCACACCUCUAAUUUUAAAAAGGCUGCAAUAAAAAUAAGAAUAGAUAAGUCCUAAAGAAGAAAAAACAUCUCGCUCAUCCAUAUUAGGUUAACUGGGGAUUCAAAAUUGCCCAAAGGUGUACAUGUGAGUGUGAAUAGCUGUCUGUCUCUAUGUACUGUCUCUGCAGAAGACAUUGUUGAACCCCUCCCCCCACAGCCCAACCUGAUUUGAAUAAGCAGUUGACACAUUGCUCCAGUGUUGUUGUUGUUGUUGUUUUGAAUAUGUAUCAUUUCAUGUGUAGCACCUGUGCUUGUCAGUAUAAAUGGCUCUGUAGAGACUACAUUGAUCAGGCAUAACAUUAUGACCACCUGCCUAAUAUCAUGUCUGCCUCUUUUUCUGCUAUAACAGUAAACAAUUCCAAUGCACUGUGUAUUCUGAAACCUUUUUAUGUGAACCAGUCUUACCUUUUUUUUGGCACUUUGAGCAACAGUAAGUUAUCUGUUGGAUCAAAACAUGUGGGCCAGGCUUUGCUUCUCACAUGUAAAAUGGUCUGUAUUUGUAUAGCGCUUUAAUGUUCAUUUGACCCCUAAUAUAUCCCACUCAGUAAGACGUGACAUGAUGAUCAGCGUUAUUAACGCCACCUGUUAGUGGUCAUAAUGUUAUACCUGAUUGGUGUACAGUUACAUUACAAUCAAAGCCAUAACUUUUGGAAACUGAAUGACUAUUUUGUACAGAUUACGUCUUUUGCAGGCACAACUGUGUAUACAGAAAAAUAGAAUGUGAGUGUUGAGUGUAUAAAACAAUGAAA
Molecule: messenger RNA, 3645 nt
Organism: Oreochromis aureus
Lineage: Eukaryota; Metazoa; Chordata; Actinopteri; Cichliformes; Cichlidae
Exons: 7
Coding region: 168-1250 (360 amino acids)
Biological process (GO): homophilic cell-cell adhesion; axon guidance; dendrite self-avoidance
Cellular component (GO): axon; plasma membrane
Molecular function (GO): cell-cell adhesion mediator activity
Source: RefSeq, a predicted model, not a curated record